Tetrahymena thermophila SB210 is the source of this 569-nucleotide messenger RNA. RefSeq names its product kinase domain protein. The record is from RefSeq and is a predicted model, not a curated record. NCBI's taxonomy places the organism in Eukaryota, Ciliophora, Oligohymenophorea, Hymenostomatida, Tetrahymenidae. The transcript has 2 exons. The annotation marks the transcript as partial.
CUAAUUAAGCCAGCUUGUCAUUUACUAACUUGCUUAUUCAUUUAUUUACUUACUAACUUACUAACCAAAUAAAAUAUAACGAAUUUCUUUACUUACUCAUCACAACACAACUAAAAUACUAACGAAGCCAUAGUUUUUUACCAUCCUUUCUCCUCCAUAUUUAUUUAAUUCGUUAUUUAUUCUUAUAUUUCAAGAUACAAUAAUAUUGGUGCAGAGGGUGCAAAAGAUUUAGGCACAGGAAUAGCCUAGUGCAAGAAUAUCACAACUUUGACGCUUUCUUUAUACUAAUUAAGCCAGCUUGUCAUUUACUAACUUGCUUAUUCAUUUAUUUACUUACUAACUUACUAACCAAAUAAAAUAUAACGAAUUUCUUUACUUACUCAUCACAACACAACUAUAAUUCUAACGAAAGCCAUAGUUUUUUACCAUCCUUUCUCCUCCAUAUUUAUUUAAUUCGUUAUUUAUUCUUAUAUUUCAAGACAAAAUAAAAUUGGUGCAAAGGGUGCAAAAGAUUUAGGCACAGGAAUAGCCUAGUGCAAGAAUAUCACAACUUUGACGCUUAACUUAGA